Molecule: messenger RNA, 1881 nt
Organism: Patiria miniata (bat star)
Lineage: Eukaryota; Metazoa; Echinodermata; Asteroidea; Valvatida; Asterinidae
Exons: 4
Coding region: 168-584 (138 amino acids)
Source: RefSeq, a predicted model, not a curated record
GGUCAGCGUUACCCUGAGUAUUCUUUCUCUACGGGCCUCGCCUCUCUCAAGCAUUCUUGCCGCAAACGUCUUACGAGUACAUUUUAGUAUUUGUGCCCUUUCUGGCGAUUUCAGCCUUCAAUCGUCUCUCCGUCGACCGAACAGCAGGACAGCAAACACAGCACAAGAUGAAUCACCUCGUUAUUAUCGUGAUUGCUACUGUGGCAUUCUUCGGUUGUGGCGCUGAUGCUCAGUGUUACAACUGCACCUACACCAUAAUGGGCGAAAUGAUGGUGGGACAAAAAGGUUGCAUGGAGCCCGGUUUCGACAGUACGGGAAUAGAGACUGUACCAUGUGAAAACAAAUGCAAAAUCUCAAAAAUGGAAAUGGCUGAUACUGGCAUUACACCACAAAUGACUGUGUACAUUCGCGGGUGUCAAAACAAGGCUGUGGAAGGACCUUGUGUGGACGUAGACGCCAUGGAAGUAACAGCAGGAACAACAAUAACUCAGACGUGCUGCGAGGGGGCGAAGUGCAACAACGCUGGGCUGAUUCAAUUAAGUAUUGCGCUUAUCCUGGCGCCGCUCUGCGCAUUGGUGUUCUAAACUGUCUAGUGUCCUCUCGCGCGCACCGUACGUUUUACCAUUUGUUAACUCGAGUAUUUAACUCAAGUUGUAGGUGUAGUCUUGUACUAGUUUAGACCCACAGCCAAUAUCAAAAAGUCACUAAGCACAAUCAUUCAAUUACCUCAGGAAUUGUUUACAAAGCAAACCACAAAAAGAAUAAAAAAUUUUUUUAAAGGCUAUUGCAGUGCAAAAUGCAUGGCGAGUUGUACAUUGCUUUGGAAAUGGUUCUUAGCUGAUGAUGCUUAGCUUAUACAUAACCAUGCUAAGUAGUAAUGUUUCCAUUUAAUGACUUCGUGAAAUUGGGCUCCGAGCCGGUGCGCAUGCGUAAUGUAAUCCAGACAUCUGUCAACCUUGACCUUUUGGCAAGGCAUUGUGAUCUUAGGAUUCAUACCUACUUCCAUUUUUUGUUCAUGUCAAGAUUAGUAGAAAUUUGUUUAAGCAUUUCUAUAUUAGACUUUCUUAGUUUUUUUUUAACUGCUGAUAUCUGUGCAUUGUAUUCGUUCAGUGGAUGCUAACAAUGGUCAACCAAAUACACAAUUUGUCCAGUCGAAUUUAUCAGUGGACGGGGUCUGUAGACAAAUAAACAAACAAACAAACACAAAAUCAACAAUCGCUGAAUGGAUUUGUCGUAGUACAAAAUGACGUUAAUUCUUGAGCGAAUACAAAAUAAAUGUAUUCAAACGAGUAGACAAAGAUUUACGAAAUCCCGCUGGCUAUUACCACAUAAAAAGAAGUAUAGCCUUUACCAGCACAUCAUAACUGUAAGUACAUUUCUUUCUCUGCGGUGUGGGAACAUUGGAAACUCUGCGAUUGGGAAUGCUGUAUUUUAUUCGUUGAGUCGUGUGACUUUUCUUGGGAUUUUUUUUUUUUUGGGGGGGGGGGGUAUAAUGUCAGUGUAUAGGCGCCCCAUAGCGUGGCGAACCUUUCUACCCAAGAGGCUUAAGCUUUCGUUUUAAUCUGUGUCUAUUCGUGUGGAUUGAGAUAGGAUUAACUGAUGAUAAUUAUCCACAUCUUCGAUGAGUUUGGUUGAUGUUGAGCGUUAUAUGGAACGGGGCAAUGCUUGGAUAAAAUGAUGCAGUGCACUCUAGAAAAAUUACUAUGCCAUGUAUAAUUCCUUGCUCUAUGUUCAGGCCUACAUUUGUCUUGAUACGUCUUAGCCUUUAUCACCGGAGUCUGUCUGGUAUAAUUGUCGCAUUUGUUCAAUUUUAAUAUUUUUCCAGUUUUGUAGCUGUUAACCUUAUAGCCUGUGAUAAUUAAAUAACCGAUUAUACAAGAA